AUGGAGGCUCCUGAACCUAGAAACUCUAAUGUGAAGGCUCUUGAACCUAGAAACUCUAAUGUGAAGGCUCCUGAACCCAGAAACUCUAAUAUGAAGGCUCCUGAACCAAGAAUCUCUAAUGUGAAGGCUCCUGAACCCAGAAACUCUAAUAUGAAGGCUCCUGAACCAAGAAUCUCUAAUGUGAAGGCUCCUGAACCCAGAAACUCUAAUAUGAAGGCUCCUGAACCAAGAAUCUCUAAUGUGAAGACUCCUGAACCUAGAAACUCUGAUGUGAAGGAAACUGAAUCCAGAAACUCUAAUGUGAAGGCUCCUGAACCAAAAAACUAA
This is a messenger RNA of Chironomus riparius, 327 nucleotides long. The record is from the annotation of a GenBank genome assembly. Lineage: Eukaryota; Metazoa; Arthropoda; Insecta; Diptera; Chironomidae.